This is a messenger RNA of Columba livia (rock pigeon), 5420 nucleotides long. RefSeq names its product PPARG related coactivator 1 (gene PPRC1). The transcript has 14 exons. Lineage: Eukaryota; Metazoa; Chordata; Aves; Columbiformes; Columbidae. Gene Ontology annotation, biological process: positive regulation of transcription by RNA polymerase II. Gene Ontology annotation, cellular component: nucleus. The record is from RefSeq and is a predicted model, not a curated record. Gene Ontology annotation, molecular function: RNA binding; transcription factor binding. Bases 505 to 5184 code for a protein of 1559 amino acids.
CCUUUAACCCCCAACAGUUUUUUUUCACUGCCCCUUGCCCGCCAAGGUGCUCCACAGACCACCAUUCGCACUGCCGCAAAGGCCUCCGCCGGCGCAGGGCCGGCUCUCAGCGCGGACAGCGAGCCCCGGCCGGGCGCUGCUCCUGCAGCAGCUCGGUCCCCGCGUCCCGGGACGCCGGAGGCCGCCGCGCCCACGUGUGCGGCAGAGCCGGCAGCGGGGCGGGCACUGCCGGCGCCGCGGGAAAACGCGCCAUCGCCCCGCCCCAGUUGGGCGCUUCCCGCCAGUGACGCUCCCGCCGCCCCGCCCGCCGCGCGCCACAGGGUGGUGCCGACCCCCUUCGCCCUCGCCCGCCGCAAAGAUGGUGGUGAAGCUGGAAGACCUGCCCGCUCCCAAGAUGGCCGCCCGCCGGCCCCGACCAGGCGCCCCCGCCGGCCGGCGGCUGCCGCUGGGCGCGCUGCCGGCAGCGAAGGGUGCUUUUCCCUCGAGGAAAAUGACCUGAACUUAAUGUCACUGGAUGCAGAAACCAUCUUGGAGGCUGAGGAGAUCCUGGGGACGAUGCAGAACUAUCUGGACUCCUCUGUGAUCUCCAUAAUCGAGGACCUGUCUCUGAGUGAGCAGAGCAAGGCCUGCCUGGAUGCACAGAAUGAGUUGUCCCUGCUGACUGCCAUCACCGAGAUCCUGGACAGCACAGAUGAUGAGACCCUGUCUCCUUUUGACACCAUCAUGGAUGCGGAGUUGCUGAGCUCGCCUCGGGAGCGGGAGAAUCCUUCGGUGAGCUGUGAGUUUCAGAAGUUUCUCAGCUUGUCCCGGCCGUCGCUGGAGUAUGAGAGUGCUGCCCUGGAGCAGCCCAAGGCUCUCAGGCCUCUGAGCAGUAGCAGCAUCGCUGUGGUUGGGAAGACUGACACAGACCUGGCUUGGGACCAUGCUGCUCAUGACCUCGAGGACCCAGCGCUGCCAAAGAAGCAAAUUUGCACCCCAAGGAUGGAGAGGAAGCUGGGCCGGAACCGGGCCCGAGAACAGCCCCUGCCACAGCGCAGUGACGGGGAGGAAGAGGAGGAGGAGGUGGAGGCUGCCUUGAGCCCAGCGCUAGACAGCAGCAUAGAGGCCAGGGAGUUUUGUGGGAAUGGAGCCAGGGCAGAGCUGGAGGACUGUGAAGACCCCUGCAUCAUCAACACAGGUGACGUGUCCCUGAGUGAGCUGGUGAAGUCCAUGCACCCCUACUGCCUGCCCACCUUCACUGUGUGCCUGGACCCAGAGACUGAGCCUGUGGCCAAGGAGCUCCUAAGUGGUCCUGUCUUGCUGGAAAUUGUGCCUGGCGAGGGGGAGAGCGUGGAAAUCCCUGUGGUCCUGCAGCCGCUGGCCCCCAGCUUCCCCAACCUGAAGCCCCAGCUUGCGGGAGCAGAGGAGGCUCCCAGGGAGUCAAUCCCAGAGCAUCCAGAGGAGUUUCCAGGAACUCCAGCCCAGGAAAACAGGAUGGAGGAGGAGAAGAAGGAGAAACCACCUGAGAAGGAGUCCUCCUGCACUGCCCCAGAGAGCUCAUCCCCACCGGAGACAGCAGCGCCCAGCACCAGGAGCCCUGACAGCAACUCCCGGCACAGCACAGAGGCACCGUCGGGCACCAAAUGCAAGGGCUCCGAGAAGGGACGCGGCCGUGAGAGAGCAAGGAAGAGUCGGAAAAAGAAAGCAGAGGACCAAAGUGAGCAGGCCAGGCCAGGCCGAGAAUGCGUGGCCUCCCACCUCCACUCAGCUGGCUCCGGGCAGCCCCCGGGCCAGCCGCCCACCAGCCGGCGUCGGGCGGCGCGUCCCUCUGUCCAGGUGUCGGACUUCCUGGCACAGCAGCUGGAGCGAGCCCGCAAGGAGGGCCAGAUGGAGCUGCGAGCUGAACCAGCACCACGGCCCCGGGGCAGGCCCCUGAGCACGGCAGGGGCCUCCCCGCCUGAGAAAGUGCAGAAGGAGACGGUGCCAGAAGUGGUGACUGUAGCCCUGGAGAAGUCUGAGAUCGUGGUGCCUCCGGACAAGACCGCACUGAGCGUGGAGGAGCGGCCAGCAGCUGUGUGUCCCAGCCCAGAAGACCAUGGUGACAGGGAUGCACAGCCAGCUGCUGGACAGGGCGGCAGGCUCUCGGAGGCUGCUUCUCCAGCGCCAGAGCCCCCCCCGAAUGUGCCAGCAGCAGAGCUAAGCGAGGUCCUGCCCAAGGAAGCCAAGCCCAAGGCGCUGAGCCUGCGGGAAUACCGCAUCCGCAUGCUGCACCGCCAGCCCAGCCCGGGUGACAGGAAGGACGGAGAGAAGCAAGCAGCCAGCAAGUGGCCCAGUGUCCCUGAGCCUCCUACUGAGCUGGCAGAGAUCCCCUGCCUGGUGUCACCUGUGCAGCCCACCACUGAGGCAGCCAACGCUCAGAAGAGCCUGGAGAAACCCACCAGCCCUGCUGCUGUACCUUGUCCUGCUGGCAAAGCUCCUGCUGCUCCGACCUCAGCUCCUGCACCUGCCAUGGCUCUGGUACCCACCACGGCUGCACCAUCCCCAUCAACACCAAUGCCUUUUGUCACGCCAAAUGUGCCCCCAGCUGCUGGGGUAGCCCCCCCUGGGAUACCACCAGCCUCCACCGGUGCUUAUGCCCUUUACCCACCAGUGCCUUCCUGGCCCUGCUUUGGCCCACAGCCUGUGGGCUGCCAUGGUUUUCCCCCACCGCCCAGCACCGGCUCCCCUAGUACUUUUCACAUGAUGCCUGGCCUCCCGCCUCCAGCCAUGGCCUGGCCCCCACCAGUUGUGCCACCCCCACCUCCUUUUGCCCCUGGUGGCCCCUAUGCCCCGGUGGGGUGGGCGCCACCAUCCUACUGGCCAGGAGUCCCCAUGCCCCCUCUGGUGCCUCCCCUGACGUACGGGGACCCCGGAGUGGCACUGCAGGCUGCUUCCACCUUCCCAGCUGGCGGUUCCCCCAGCACGGCCCUUCUGCAUGAGAAACCUCCCCCUGCCCAGCCACCUGCUGCCCCAGCCAGCAAGGUGGGGGCUGCGGGUGGCUCAGCCAGGCCAGUGACCAGCAGGGUGUCAGACCCCAGGAGGCUGGCACGCCUGGCAGGGGACAGCUCAGUCCCCAAGGCCACUCCAGCCCCUGCCCAGACCCUGGCACCCCCAGCAGCUGCCUCUGUCCAGCCUGGCAGGAUCCCUCCUGUAGCAUCAGCCCAGCACACAGCAGCCCCCCAGGCUGCCACCACUCAGCCUCCAGAGGAGCCCCAGGCUGUAACCCCCACCCAGCUCCCAAAGGCCCCCCCAGCUGCCAUCCUUUGUCCUGCAGAGGUGUUACCUGCCGCUGCCACUGUUGGGGAGUCCCCUGGCAGCCACUCCACAGAGGAGGCUGCAGGGCUGGGCAAGGGGGCAGUGGAGAAAGCCCUGCCGGAGCCCAAGGCAGCUGCUGGGCAGGAGUCACCUGGCCAAAAAUCCACCUCCCAGGCCGUGGCACCACCACCACCAAAAGCAGGUCGAGAGAACAGCCUGCCCACCAAGGCACCUGCUGUGCGGCCGUGGAGGCACCAGCCGCUCCUCAGCGCAGUGCAGCCCAGUGACAGCAGCAAGGACAUCGUGCAAGCCUUCAUCAGCGAGAUUGGGAUUGAAGCCACCGACCUGUCCAGCCUGCUGGAGCAGUUUGAGAAGUCUGAAGCCAAGAAGGAGACUCCUACUGUACAGCCCCCUGAGGACCAGCAGCUGGCAGGGGGCUCUGCGCCUGAGACCCAGCAGGACAGGAAGCCCCUGGAUGGCCUGCAGGCCUCUGAGCUGGCCAAUGUGGCAGGCCUCACCCCGCCAGCGACGCCCCCACACCAGCUCUGGAAGCCAUUGCCUACUGUCUCACUGCUGGCCAAGGCCAAGUCACCUGGGUCCGUGCCCCAGGAAGGGCCACAGAAGAUGACCAAGCUGACAAAAACCAAGCCGCUGCCCCAGAACAAGCUCCAAGGGAAGAGCCCGGCCCCUGCCAGCUCAGCCCCCAGCCAUGUCUGCUCGGGAGAUCACGACUACUGCAUCCCAGGUGCGGCGCGGCUGGAGAGCAGCAGCAGCCCCUGCACGCAGCCCCCCACUGAGAGUGGCUCCCGCUGGAAUGUCAAGCACCACCGGGACAUCACAAUCAAACCCAUCUCCUCCUUAACCAAACGGACGCUGGACCAGUCCAAGCCCACCCCGCCAGCCCCCACCACCACCAUGGAGCCCAGCCAGGAGCCCCCGGGGUCGGCCUGCCUACCCCCUCUGGAUUAUCGGACUAGUGUCCCCAGCAAGGCCACUGCCGGGUGCAGCAGCCCCCCCACCUCAGUGCUCCUGUCACCAGCUGCAUCCCCCUGCCGGGACCAGGAGGUGCGGACUCCCAGUGCCCAGCCCAGCCGUGCUGCUGCCAAGAGGUCCCUGCACUGCUACCGGAGACCCCAGGACUCGCCCAGCCCCUCUGCCAGCAGCUGGAGGGCUGGGCGGAGCCGUGCCAGCCGCUCUUUCAGCUCCAGUUCAGAUGGAGCCAGCGAGUCAUCUUCAUCCUCAUCCUCCCGAUCCCGCUCACGGUCAUUCUCCCCACCGCCCAAGCGGUGGCGAAGGUACCGCUCCAGAUGUUCCCACAGCUCCUCCUCCCACUCCAGCUGUGGGUCGUGUGGCAGGUCUCGGGACAGGUCCUCAUCCUCAUCAUCAACAUCCUCCUACUCGUCCAGGUCCACAUCCCGCAGCCAGUCCCGCUCCCCCUCACCCCACAGGAGGAGUAACAGGCGCAGAAGAUACAGUUACGAUGCACAGGACCACUACCAAAGGCAGAGGAUCCUCCAGAAGGAACGUGCAAUAGAGGAGCGUCGAGUUGUGUUUAUUGGCAAGAUUCCCAGCAGGAUGACGCGGUCGGAGUUGCGGCACCGCUUCUCUGUGUUCGGGGACAUUGAGGAGUGCACCCUGCACUUCCGCUCCGAGGGGGACAACUAUGGUUUUGUCACCUACCGCUAUGCCGAGGAAGCCUUUGCCGCCAUUGAGAGUGGGCACAAGCUGCGGCGCCCGGACGAGCAGCCCUUCGACCUGUGCUUCGGCGGCCGCCGGCAGUUCUGCAGGAGGAACUAUGCUGACUUGGACUCAAACCGAGAGGAUUUCGACCCAGCCCCCGUCAAGAGCAAGUUCGACUCCCUGGACUUCGACACACUGCUGCGGCAGGCACAGCGUAGCCUGCGGAGGUAGCGGCAGGUGAGGCGGAGAGCCCGCCCCCACUUUUAUAUUCAAAUACAAAAGACAAAAAAAGUGCGGAGAGAGAGAGAGGUGGGGUUUUUAAGAAAAAGGAAAAGGAAAAAAAAGAAAUUUGUUUUCUAGCCAAUAUUUAAGGAGGACGGGUCAUUUGCCUUUGACCAGAGGGGUCCAGGCGAGCGGCAGCCCCGGGCCUGCCCAGCCAUGUAAUAAAUGUGGAUGCCCAAACAGCA